Molecule: messenger RNA, 1181 nt
Organism: Acanthisitta chloris (rifleman)
Lineage: Eukaryota; Metazoa; Chordata; Aves; Passeriformes; Acanthisittidae
Gene: ENTPD3
Product: ectonucleoside triphosphate diphosphohydrolase 3
Exons: 6
Biological process (GO): nucleoside diphosphate catabolic process
Cellular component (GO): plasma membrane
Molecular function (GO): UDP phosphatase activity; GDP phosphatase activity
Source: RefSeq, a predicted model, not a curated record
AUGCUCAGUGUCUCGUGUUUUGUGAAUUGCUUAGGUUGCAAAAUGAAUCGGCAGCCAAUGAAGUCCUUGCAAGCAUUCAAAACUACUUCAGAACACAACCUUUUGAAUUUAGGGGUGCGCAAAUCAUAACUGGGCCAGAGGAAGGGUUGUAUGGAUGGAUAACGGCCAACUAUUUAAUGGGCAAUUUCUUAGAGAAAAACCUUUGGAGGACAUGGGUUCAUCCUUACAGAAAAAAGACUAUGGGUGCACUGGAUCUUGGAGGAGCUUCCACUCAAAUUUCAUUUAUUCCAGAGGACUCUCAGGAGCACUUGAAUAACACCUUGCAAGUGAAGUUGUAUGGUUACAACUACAAUGUCUACACUCACAGCUUCCAGUGCUAUGGGAGAGAUGAAGCUGAGAAAAGGCUUUUAGCAUUGCUGCUCCAGAAAUCAACUGCCAGUUCCAAUGUGGAUAAUCCGUGUUACCCUCGAGAUUAUAAUACUGCAUUAACAAUGAAGUACUUCUCUGGCAGCCUUUGUACACAGUCUCUGAGACCAACAAAUUACUAUGCAAGCCAGAUUGUGAAUUUCCAUGGAACAGGAGACCCAGGUCUGUGCCAGGAGAUGGUUUCUUUACUCUUUAACUUCACUGCUUGCAGGGACAGAGAAGACUGUCCGUUUAAUGGAAUACAUCAGCCGAAAGCUACAGGGAGUUUUGUGGCUUUCUCCGGGUUCUACUAUACAAUGAAUGCUUUGAAUUUAUCUGGGCACUUUUCCCUAGCUGACUUCAAUUCAAGCAUGUGGUUCUUCUGUUCACAGAGCUGGACACAGCUCCAGUCUGUGCUGCCUAAAUUUGAAGAAAUAUAUGCUAGAUCCUACUGUUUUUCAGCCAAUUUCAUUUAUUACUUGCUUGUCCAUGGUUACAACUUUGAUGCAGAAACUUGGCCACAGAUACAUUUUCAAAAGGAGGUUGGUAACAGCAGUAUAGCAUGGUCACUGGGUUACAUGUUAAGCCUCACGAACAUGAUUCCAGCAGAAGGCAAGAUGAUCCAAUUACCUCUGAAACCUUCUUUGUUUGCUGGGCUCCUCAUCUUCCUCACAGCUAUGGCACUGUUGUGUCUCCUCUUCCUUGUUUACUUGUGUAUUGUGUCACGUAAUCGGAAGAACAUCACCCAUGUUGAACACAUAUUUAUUCCAGAAUAA